Triplophysa dalaica is the source of this 1724-nucleotide messenger RNA. RefSeq names its product forkhead box L2a (gene foxl2a). NCBI's taxonomy places the organism in Eukaryota, Metazoa, Chordata, Actinopteri, Cypriniformes, Nemacheilidae. The record is from RefSeq and is a predicted model, not a curated record. Gene Ontology annotation, biological process: cell differentiation; regulation of transcription by RNA polymerase II; anatomical structure morphogenesis. The coding region runs from base 163 to 1083 and encodes 306 amino acids. The transcript has a single exon. Gene Ontology annotation, molecular function: RNA polymerase II cis-regulatory region sequence-specific DNA binding; DNA-binding transcription factor activity, RNA polymerase II-specific.
CUGGGACGUUGGAGCUCAGAGAAACGUUUUACUCUGGCAUUAAGCUGCAGACGUUCAAACAACUAUACAUUGUAUUCGCAAGAAACACAUUCUUACAGAAGACUAAACUUGGGGUUUUACUGCUCUUCGGUUUUGCUUUGGCGCAGGUCGGCCGCGUGCGCAAUGAUGGCAACUUACCCGGGCCCUGAGGAUAGCGCCAUGAUCCUCAUGGACACCAACUCGACGGAGAAAGACAGGACCAAAGACGACCCACAGCCCGAGAAGUUACCGGAAAAGUCUGACCCGACCCAGAAACCUCCGUAUUCCUACGUGGCGUUGAUCGCGAUGGCGAUCCGCGAGAGCUCGGAGAAGCGUCUCACGCUCUCCGGUAUCUACCAGUACAUCAUCUCCAAGUUCCCUUUCUACGAGAAAAACAGGAAGGGAUGGCAGAACAGCAUCCGACACAACCUGUCUCUCAACGAGUGCUUCAUCAAAGUGCCAAGGGAAGGUGGAGGAGAACGCAAAGGCAACUAUUGGACGCUGGACCCGGCGUGCGAGGACAUGUUCGAGAAAGGCAACUACCGGCGGAGACGGCGCAUGAAGAGACCGUUCAGGCCUCCGCCGACGCAUUUCCAGCCCGGUAAAUCUCUGUUCGGCGGUGAUGGGUACGGCUACCUGUCCCCGCCCAAAUACCUGCAGUCGGGGUUCCUAAACAACUCCUGGUCUCCUGCGCCAAUGCCCUAUACCUCCUGUCAGAUGAGCAGCGGGAACGUGAGUCCCGUUAACGUCAAAGGCCUGUCCGCGCCGUCCUCGUACAAUCCGUACUCGCGCGUGCAGAGCAUGGCUCUCCCGAGCAUGGUGAACUCUUACAACGGCAUGGGUCACCAUCAUCAUCAUCAUCACCACCACGCGCAUCCGCACGGCCUCCCGCACGCGCAGCAGCUAAGUCCCGCCACGGCCGCCCCUCCUCCGGUGUCCACGGGUAACGGAACGGGGCUGCAGUUUGCCUGCUCGCGGCAGCCCACCGAGCUCUCCCUGAUGCACUGUUCGUACUGGGAGCACGAGAGCAAACACUCAGCACUGCAGGCGCGGAUUGAUAUAUAGAGACCAAAGUCUCCAUGCUUAAAAACAAUACGAGAUGGUGAUCUAGUCGGAGUUUAAAUCCAUAGAUUUAAGGCAACACACUCAAAUGGAUCAAAAAGAAUGCGCGCCUGCGGUGUGGGACAUUUCUAACAAGUUGGAUUAUGUGGUUUAAAUUUUCCUCCACGUGAGAUUUGCUGGACAUAUGUAUAAACUGUACAGUCUUGUCAUGUGUGAUGGCCAGCAGAUUGAAGGCACCGACAUCUGGAUUUACAAAUCAUGUUUACCUGAAUCCCUUCUCAGCGUGCUGUCAGUGACUUUGGAAAGACUGGGUUCUGGACCAACAUUUUAUUUUCUUUGCUUUUGAAUGUUUAAGGACACGGUGGAGUUCAGAACGGGUAGUUAAACUGAAGCAUGGAGGGGACGCAUGUACACGCUCACACCUGUGUUUUGGUUCUUUGUUUUCGCGCGUAGGGCCCUUGAUGCAGGGUCUACAGGGGUCAGCGCACGUGACGGCUUGUUCGGACUAUUUUGUAUGUACUUUUUUAUCAAUAUGAAAUAUGUUUAAAUGACAAAAGGGACCAUGUUUAACUAGCACUUUUCAAUCUUUUUUUCUUUUUAUAGGUCAAGCUUUUUAUCUUUUAAUAAACUUUUUGUCAACGUAA